CCUCCAGAGGUCAUGUGUCUCAAAACACAUGUGUAGCUCAUGUUUAGCUCCAAUGCUACAAUGAACAGCUGCAGGAGAAUAGCUCGUAUAAAAGACCGGAGCUCCGGUUUAAACACACUCUUCUCUCGGGUCAGACUACCGACAAACUGCCGCCAAGGUCCGGAGGCAGCACCGCCCCUUACCCGGAGUCAGAGUUCCGCCGCAAAACAUGCUCCGGGCUCGGACACCGGUGACAGACCUCGGCUAAGAGCGAUCGACCUGGCUCGGAAGGUCCGGCAGGAGAGGACGAGGACCCCGGUGGAGGAGGCUCCGGUGUCCGCCCAGCAGAGGAGGGUGACGGAGCUGAAGCGGUUCAGUCUGCAGCUGCAAAACGUCCACCCCAACGUGCUGGCCAAACACCUCCACAGAGGCGUGCUGUACCGGGAUAAAGAUGUGGCUGUCAUCAACAAACCCUACGGAGUCCCUGUCCGAGAUACCAGCGGAGUCACCUCCAUCUCCUCUGUGCUUCCCGUUCUUGCUAAAAUGAUGGAUGGGGUGAAGAUAAAAUCUGAAUCUCAGCUGCUCCCCUGCCUGGGUCUGGAGAAGGACUCAACAGGAACUCUCCUGCUGGCCAGGAGUGAAGAAGUGGUGGAGCACAUCCUCUCCCUCAAUAGAAACAACCAAGUUCAGAGGAAAUAUUGGGUUGUUACAGUUGGUGUUCCUGUUCCAUCUGAAGGAAUGAUUGAUAUUCCCAUCAUAGAGAGAGAAAUCACAGGUCCUCAGCCGCACUACAAGAUGGCUCUAAGUCCUCUUUUCAAAAUGAAUGAUGGAGGCGAUGGCGUCACCAAAGUCCGAACCAAUCGGCAGGCCCUUCCUGCAGUGACCAGCUACAGAGUCCUGGACAGCAGCAAUGGCUGCAGCCUUGUGGAGCUUCAGUCUUUUACUGGAGUGAAGCACCAGAUGAGGGUUCAUAUGGCAUUUGCUCUGUCUUGCCCCGUUCUUGGUGACCAUAAAUAUUCCCACUGGAGCAAACUGGCACCGCAGAAACUACCAGAACGUGUGUUGGGAAAGCUUGGACUGGAACAGAGCAAGAUUCGGUAUCUUCCUCUACACUUGCAUGCACGACAGCUGACAUUAUUGGGAACCAACCAAGCCGAAAUCAACGUUUCCUGCCCGCUGCCUAAAUACUUCACGCAAACAUUGAGUCGACUGCAUUUAACAUUUCCAGAUAAAAAAGAUAACCAUCUCUCUGAUUCCCACAAGUAGUGGGUAUCAGUUGUGAAACAUCUGGGACUGCUACAUGGAGAAUGAAUUCUAACCAUUUAAAUUAAAUGGGAAAUUAAAUUACAAGCUGGGUUAUUGCAGUGCUGAUAUGCAGGAUAAUGAAACCCAGAAGGUUCUUUGUGGAAAAAUGAGAUGUGGAAUGUAGUGUGCUUGUACGGUGCUAUACCAAGUGUUUUAUUUAUAAUAAAAUGAAGCUGUGCAGCUGUAUUGAAACUA
Messenger RNA from Amphiprion ocellaris (clown anemonefish), 1479 nucleotides. RefSeq names its product pseudouridylate synthase RPUSD4, mitochondrial-like. The coding region runs from base 40 to 1245 and encodes 401 amino acids. Gene Ontology annotation, molecular function: pseudouridine synthase activity; RNA binding. The record is from RefSeq and is a predicted model, not a curated record. Lineage: Eukaryota; Metazoa; Chordata; Actinopteri; Pomacentridae. Gene Ontology annotation, biological process: pseudouridine synthesis. The transcript is spliced from 6 exons.